GAAUCGGAUUACAUUAUCUACGUAUUUUUCAUUGGAAGACAAGCCAAGCAUGACAAAUUUGAAUGGCAAACAGGCAUAAAUUAAUCCACGGCGGUUUCUUCGAAAUUAUUCGAUGCACAAGGAUGUGAUGGGCGCUUCUUGUACAUGUGUGCUGGCAUCAGACUGGGAAAGAAACACGAUGGCUACCCAGGCAGAGAGCCGCAUACCAACGAGCGUUCGACGGAGGUCCUUCCUUCCACAGCGAAAGUCUCUCCCUGCAGCAGAACCAGCCCAGAGGGUAGAGCAGACUGAGGAGAGCUCACCAAGCAGAGUCACUGACGAGAAAAAGCCAACUGGGAUUCCGUCUCCCUCUAGCUCUCAGCCAAAGAGAGGGCUAAAGCCACCUGCAAUAUCUGGCAAGCAGCCUCCUGCACAAGCAGAGAUACCAAAGAAGUCAGUAUUCAGUGGAGUUGAAAGGGACAGCGAGCAAAAGGAGAAAGGUCCUGAUCCAGAGCUGGUCUCAAAAGCUGCAAAGAAAGCCAAAGCUGAUAGAAGAAGAUCAGGAAUUCCUUCACUUAACUUUGCAAAGAAAAAUCCUCCAAUUUCUGACAAUAAAUCUAAAACCACUGAAGAGACAGAAGGUGCAACAGUCAUCACUGCUGAAGAACUGGUUCUUAGUCAGUCUGCAAAGAACUUGGAGCUUGGGAACAGGGUGACUAUUGGAGGGUCAAAGUGUGGUGUGCUGAGCUACGUUGGUACUGUGCACUUCAGUCAGGGGGAAUGGUGUGGAAUUGAACUGGAUGAGCCCAUUGGAAACCACGAUGGAACGGUUCAAGGCGUGCGGUACUUCGAAUGCGGAGACAAAUACGGCAUCUUUGCAGCAGCAUCUAAAGUUGAGCUAGACGGUGCUUGCGGUACAACAACAGAGCAAGAGGUCAAGCCAAAAGUAUACGGCAAGCCGCCAAAGCAUCCUUCAAAGCUUGCUCUUCCAAAGUACGGGAGGAGCAGUCUUCAGCAGCCCAGACAAACAAUCUACGCAACUGGACCCAUAGCCAGAGUCUUCCCAAACACCCAGCAAAACAGUGCUGAUAGUAACACGUCAGAAGCCAAAGAAAAUACAGGGAGGGUCGGAAAGGGUAAAACAAGCCUGUUCCAAACAACUAGAGUUUCCCCCAUCCAGGAGAGAAAUGUCUCCCCAGCUUGGUCAAAUGCUGACGCAGUGGUCGAUAAGGGAGAAACCGAUGAAGUAAUGGAGAAAAUAAACACAACAGUUACUCUAGACUCCACCUUCACAUCAGUGUCCAACAAUCCAGAAGAUAACGUAGAUAAAUUAGUUAAAACUGGAACAAACAGUUCUGCAAUGGCAGCUGUACAAGGCACUGAUAGAGUUGAGGAUGUAGAUGUUGAGCCUCCCACAACAUCAGCACAAGAUGAGCCCCAGGCUCAGACUGAUCCUGAAGGGGCUAAAGCAGACAUGAACGUCGCUGAUGUUGACACUAUGGAAAUACAGCUAGACACAGAAGAAAGACUACAUGAGUCGCUCGGGUCUCCUGAGUCAGAGAUGGCCUCCUGUCCUCCCAUGAGUGGUGAGACAAUCCCUGGUGACUUCCAGGAGGAUCUUCCAGCAGAAGUAGAUGAUGAUAAAGUACUGGAUAUUACUGAUGGACAGCAGCAAGAUUCUGACAUGGAAGUUGAUAGACAAAACAUCUCUUAUGUUGUGCCUGAAGAAAAGCAACAUUUGGCAGACCAGCCUGAGCUCACUGUUGGUGCAGAUGGAACUUGUAGUUCCACGCCUGAGUCUCAAGACACUAAGUCUGUAGAUUCUUUAGAGGCAGACAGAGAGGGUGUCACAGUAGUACAGGCUGGAAUUGUUGAAAUGGAUGCUGAUGCCAUUCCUAUUGGUGAUGUUGCUCCAAAUGAAACUGAUGAACUGCAGAGGAAACAGGAAACAGGCGUGCCUCUGCCUUUACCAUCACAUGAUGGAACAUUUACCAAAGAUGCAAACACUACUUACACUGCUGAAGAGGAGGGGCCAUCACAGACACUGCUGCCAAGCAGAGCAUCUUCAGAGUAUGGCACAUCUUCAUCAGGACAAGACAAUUCACCAGAUUCACUAGAAGAACAAGAACAGGGUUGUGGAAAUAAAGACAAUGCAACCUUUAUACUAGAUACAGCACCAGAGUCGAUGGACGUAGAAGACUUGCUGUCUGAUAUCAAAGAAGACGAAAGUGCAAUCGGUGCUCAUGGACAACAAUCUGUUGAUGCUGCUGGUUAUAUCAGCCCAUUUCCUGAUGUGAUUUUACAAGUGGUAUCAGCGAGUGAAAUAGGCCCAGUCACGGAUAAAACAUUUACACAGGCAGUGGACAACGUCUCCUAUGACCCCGUGCACAGUAUUCUUCGUCUAGAUGAACUGAGCAUGCUGCCAGAAAUAAGCAGUGAAAACUUCUUGCAGGAAGAUGUUGUAAACAAUGUCAAUCCUGUUGCUACAACAGACAGUGUCCCGGACACUGAAGCUGCUGAGGGUGUUAACAACAAUUCCAACAUGGACUCGCCUUUAGUGCAAACGUUGGAAUCUGCCACAACAGAAACCCAACAGUCCGUAGCACAAAGUGAAGAUAGCAACGUUGAGCCCGGUGCUAUCACCAUUCAGGUUACCGAACCUCUGGAAGAAGAUGAAGACGACUCAGAGUCGUCUUCAGACCGAGCACAAGUGGAGAGACUGCCCGAGUCAGAGAGAGAAAGCCCGACCAGUAACGACCUGUCCUCUGGGAAUACGAUCUCCACAGAUCUGGACUCAGGAGUGGGGCAGGGAGACAAACCUCCCGCCUCACCGAGGGAAAGUCCCACCAGUGAUGACUUGUCACUGGAGGAUGAGGCUGCCGCAAACGCCACUGAGACUGAAGGGGCAACUGAUGGGAAAGAUGUGGCAGAAGAUUCAUCCCAAGUCAAAGAGGAAGUAGUGGCACCAAUGCCUGAUGCUACUUCCAACAUAGAAUCUGCUUCAGCUCAUGACAUAUCAACCACAGAGGUUAUGGAGGAUGCCGGCGUAACAGAACAGAUGGUGUCUUCCACACCUGUGGAAAAGCCUGUGGAUUUAUCAGUAGAGGAGGAGGUAAAUCCCCCAGAUGCUCCGCAACCAGUGAAUGAUGAGUCUCCAAAGCCAGCAGUUAACGAAGACAAGCUGCCUGUAGAUGCAGUUGAACCUAGCCAUGGUGCUGAAACUGUGAUUGUUGAUGCAAUGGGAGAACAGGCAGCUGCUGCCACAGACGCUGUGGCUGAUGAAGCGAUAGCAGUAGAGCCACAGGCACUGGAGAUAGAGAUGUUAUCAGAGGUGAAAGCAAAAGAAAAAGAGGAUGAAGUUCCAGCUGGCAGCACUGUGGCAUCUGAAGAAGGACUUCCACUCAAGGUUGCAAAAGUAACAGACCAAACCUUUGAGGUAGGGGAUGUUGCAGAAAUGGAUGUCUCUGUCCAUGGUGCUGAGAAAGAGGCUGCCAUGGCGACUUUUGUUGCAGAGGAUGCUGCAGAGGUCGCUAUGGAAACUGAGGCUGGAGUUGCAGCACUAGAGCUUGAUAAGUUGGAUGAGACUUUUGACCCAACAGCUUUAGUAACAUCAACACCCUUCCAGCAUAAAGAGUUUACCUUCUCUAGAAUUGAUCCUGAGUCUCCAUCGUUUGGUACCGACCAUGUCCAUCCUCUGGAGGGAGAGGAUAGCCUUAUCGUUGCAGAUGUAGUUAGGACUCUAGAGCCUGAUAUCAUCGACCAUGCUGCUGACAAUCAACAUAUCAGUGGAGAAGAAGUUGUAAAGACAAUGGACUUUGAUAGGAAAGAUGCAAAAAAGAAGCAGGCAACAAGAGCUCUGUCUAGCUCUGAAGCAAAAUCUUCCAUUUCUCAGGGAUCCCAAGCUAAGAAAGCACGUACCACAAGCUUAGCUAGCACCAAGCAAAAAGCACCAGCAAGGGCAAGUGUGGGUGUCAGUAAGGCAGCUGACACAAGGAAGACCACAGCAAAGGCUCCAACACAAUUUGUGUCUAAACUCGCAGUGCCUCGCACUAGUAGCAAGAAUCAAGCAAAUGCUGUUGCACAGCAAAGCAAGGGCACAGCGGGGAGUCGUUUCAAAAGCGACUCCUCCGGCCCUUCAGAAAAGGCCAAGUCGCAGCCGCCUUCCAACACUUUCAAAACGCCCAUGGGACCAAGUAGCAAAGUAGGGUUGGUACGUCCUACACCCCGAGCAAGUCCAUUUCAACAAGACAGGAAAACGGCAGCUGACAGAGCUAAAGAGCAGCCCAGCUCAAGCUCUUCAACAAGCAGUCCAGCACAACGACGUAGACUGUCUUCAAAUGUAUCAGACAAGAGUGACGCUGCCCCCCGGAGCACAAGAACUCCAGGGAUCCGAUCUGCUACCACCACUCCGCAGGUCAGAAGAGCCUCCUCUGCAAAGGAAAGCAGCAGAUCGACCAGCGGCACAAGCUCUGCCACUACCAGCCCUGCCGUCAGGAAGAGGCUCUCAUCUUCUAGCGAGCUGCAGAGAAAGAACAUGGAGAACUCUCCGUCAAGAGCUUCCAGUAGGUCCAGCUCUGUCAGCGGCAGCCCAGUACCAAAGAGGAUGUCUUCACGUACACAUAUCAAUGGCCACGCGGCUGAGAAGGACCAACAAAGAGCUUUAACUCCUACAUCCACACCUAGGAGUGACAGAUCAGGCACCAGCACUCCCACCAGCACCAGAAGUAGGUCGAACUCCAUGGUCCGGUCCAGUCCGCGGCCGGGCUCGGCAGCGAGUGUCGGGAGUGUGUCAUCCCCGCGGGGCCAGCUGAAAGGCGUGGCUGCCAGGAUUGACACAGGGCUGAAGAAGAGAGACAGCUCCACAUCACUGGCCAGCACCAAGUCUGAUGGUGGCAAAGAUGAUGGGACUGCAUCAACUAAGGAAAAGUCAGCAAGCCAGCCUCAAAGCGACAGUAAGAAGAGAGUGCAGCUGAGAAUUAUUCCCGCAAGACAGAUUCUUUAUGGACGUCUCAAACUCAAGAAACAUUCCAUGAGAAAGAAUCUCUUAAAACUUAUCUGUGGUUCAAAUAAAGAUGAGAAAUCUGGACCACGGACGAGCACGAACAAAGCAGAAACGAAGGCUCGGUCUGCCUCUACCCCAUCCACCUCCUCACUCCCUUCUGCCUCUCAGAAGAAAGUACCUUCUUCUACUCAGAAAAAAACUACUCUCACAACUCUCUCACAACAUGUUGAAGAAACAGACAAGCCGACCAACCGGAAGCAUGCUGAGAUCCAGCACUCUGAGCGGAACGGCCACAGUAAGAGACGAGUCAGCACCUCGAGCGCACACAGCUCCGCCUCCGACCUGUCCGUCACCUCCAACGCCAGCUCCCGGCUCUCGUCGUCACAUGAGGAGGCACGGGCACAACGGGCAAGGGCUGAUGUCUCCAAGCAGAAAGAUUAUGAUGUUUUCUGGCAGUCCCAGCCAGGAGAAAGAGAAGAUUGUGACCUUUCACCCCAACAUCUGCUUUAA
Molecule: messenger RNA, 5491 nt
Organism: Branchiostoma floridae (Florida lancelet)
Lineage: Eukaryota; Metazoa; Chordata; Leptocardii; Amphioxiformes; Branchiostomatidae
Product: mucin-19-like
Exons: 8
Coding region: 113-5491 (1792 amino acids)
Cellular component (GO): nucleus; cytoplasm
Molecular function (GO): microtubule binding
Source: RefSeq, a predicted model, not a curated record